Molecule: messenger RNA, 509 nt
Organism: Erigeron canadensis
Lineage: Eukaryota; Viridiplantae; Streptophyta; Magnoliopsida; Asterales; Asteraceae
Product: cytochrome c oxidase-assembly factor COX23, mitochondrial
Exons: 3
Coding region: 61-282 (73 amino acids)
Source: RefSeq, a predicted model, not a curated record
UGUCUUUUAAACAUAUAAAAAGCGUCAAGGAAAUCCGACUUGAUCAGAAAGAAAGAGAAAAUGGGGAGUUCAACAAAAGAUCAAUUGCCGCCAUAUCCAAACGCAGCUCGAAUUUCUGAUUCUCAAUGCUACGCUCAGUACACUGCUUCUCUUAAAUGUUUAGAGGAAUUUAGCUCAGACAAAAGUAAAUGCCAAGAACAUUUUGAUGUCUACAAGGAAUGCAAGAAAAAGGAGAGGGAAGCACGCUUAGAGCGCAAUAAAAGUCGAUCAUUGUUCUCGUGAGAAUUUUAACUCAAGGAUUGCUAACACUUCAUCCAAAUAUGACGCCGGGUCCAAUUUCAUCCUCUUCAAAUUGAGUUUUUGUGAAAUUUCAAACAAAUGCUUAUGUAUUAUUCUAAUACCUGUUCAGACAAACUAGAAGAGUGUUUUUUUAAUUUGUAAGACAAGUCUCAACUUUGAAAAGCUGUCAUAAUUGUAUUUGGCUCAAUAAACUUGGUUCUGCAUCUUAA